Molecule: messenger RNA, 1196 nt
Organism: Xylaria bambusicola
Lineage: Eukaryota; Fungi; Ascomycota; Sordariomycetes; Xylariales; Xylariaceae
Exons: 2
Coding region: 352-1170 (272 amino acids)
Source: RefSeq, a predicted model, not a curated record
AAGGCAGUAUAGGUCCCUUGGAUGCGGCUCGCCGGACAUAACCUCGUAUAGUAUUGCAUUGGUCACCUCACGCCUUCCAAAAGGAAAAGGUAUUGGCUUCGGUAAAAACUGGUGCCAGUACUCGAUAACACGAUUCUUAAAUUGAUUAUACCGCUCAUAUGUUGAGAGGGCAAAGGGAUAUCAAUCACUUAUAUACGAGACGCCUACUCACGAAGUCCAACAUAUCUACUUUGAUUUUCUCGUUACCUGGACACCAAGAAGAAAGCGAAACAGUCAAGGAGCUGACAGACUUUUCCGGGGUAGCAGAUCCGUUUAGGGCAGCAUUGCUCAAGCGAAAACUUUACCACUGACAUGGAUCAGAAGCCUAUUUUCAAUAUGCUUUUCACCUCGUUCCGAUCCCGGGUGUCAAACUUCACAUCCCUGCGCCUCUCUAGUAUGGACUUGUCCCAUCGUUGUACAGGAAGGGACGAUUCGAAGGAGCUGGUGAUGGCGAAUCAUGAGGUGGAUGCCAUGAGGGUAGCGCGAACUGAGGUGCCAACCUCAAUACAACGUAAGGAGCGAGCACUGGAAGCUUCCGGCAUUCAAUGGAGGUAUGCCGAGCAAGGCAUGAAUUUACAACGCGUCGCGUAUAUGGAUAAAGCGGACCCAGCCUUUUCGCGCAAAUCUUACAUUGAUGGCAUCGCAUAUAUCUUAAUGGCGCUCCCAGAGGACCUCAGCGAUCGAGAAGUCGCUUCCAUUCGGGAAGCUCUCCCACCGUCAAUGUCGGACAUGGACCUCAUCAGUGAAGCGGACGGCAGAGCGAUUGGCUGGACAUCCGCUCCAGGAAGCCGAACCGUUCUGCAACGGUGCGUGGCUAUCAUGGUAGCCCUAUCCGUGGUGGUGAUACAUACAAUAUUGUCAUAUGCGAGUAUUGUGAUCAGCGUGGGCGCAUACUACGAGCGCAAGCAUAACAUCUCUGAGCAGAUUGUUAGCAAGGGGUUUGUCAUUGCCUCGGCUGUCGGGAGGCAUAGUGUUUUUCUCAGUGCUAAGAUUUGCGCCAUGAAGGACGGGCCAAUUGGGAAGGCCGUUAGCAACAUGGCGACCCGGACCGUCGAGAGCGUCGCAUCUGGUAUCCAGGAGGGUAUUGGACAAGGGCUUAUGAUGAGUGACACAAGGCCAAGGCGGCGGUAACCUACGCUAAAAAGGACCUUCAUAUC